Zea mays is the source of this 665-nucleotide messenger RNA. RefSeq lists its product as uncharacterized. The record is from RefSeq and is marked predicted. Lineage: Eukaryota; Viridiplantae; Streptophyta; Magnoliopsida; Poales; Poaceae.
AAGAGAUUUCCAUCCCUUCACAUUUCUCAUUCCCUCCCUCGUUAUCCCGCAUUCGUCUAUGGCGGCUGCACUGGGCGCCGUGCUCCGGCGGCUGCAUACGGCGGCGGCGCAGCCCCCUCGCCUGACGAAAUUCGCGCUGCACCCGCCCAAAUUCGUUGAAAUCGAAUUCGCUGAUGGUAGCUCAUUUCACCUGUCAGCAGAAUUUCUCAGAGUAUACAGCCCAGCAGCUGAUAGCAAAAUCCGAUCAGUGGGCGGUGAAAAGGUUAUAUUUGGACGACGACAUGUUGGGAUAAUGUCAGCUGAAUCAGUAGGAAACUACGGAGUCCGGAUACUCUUUGAUGACUUGCACAAGACAGGGAUCUUCACAUGGGAUUACUUGCACCAUCUCGGUUCAAACAAAUUCAGUCUGAUGAGAAAUUACAUCAGAACUUUGAGAAAGCAUGGUCUUAGUCGCGAUCCCCAGAGAAGGAAAUGAUGGAGCAACAGUCUCUAGACAGCCUCGCUUCUUGGCGCAUGGAUCGAUCCAUCAGGCUUGCCUGCCAUGUAACAAAGAGAUGCUCAAUUGAAUAUUUGAGAUGUGAACGCAUAACACAAGGAUAUCCAUUAACUAGUGAUCAACAGUGACUGUGAUGGGAAAGACUGAAUAAAAGUACUAAAACGUUCAU